Messenger RNA from Pseudozyma flocculosa PF-1, 462 nucleotides. RefSeq lists its product as uncharacterized. Bases 1 to 462 code for a protein of 153 amino acids. The transcript has a single exon. NCBI's taxonomy places the organism in Eukaryota, Fungi, Basidiomycota, Ustilaginomycetes, Ustilaginales, Ustilaginaceae. The record is from RefSeq and is a predicted model, not a curated record.
AUGGCCUGGCCCGGCCUGGCCUGGACGGCCUGCCAGCUGCUCGUACGUCGUGUGAUGUCUGCCGGGCUGCGGACGCGCCUCCAGCCUGACCCGGCAUGGCCGCUGCCUGCCCGUGGGCCCCUCAGCUUCUCUGCCUAUAUGCCUGUCGGCUGCCCCGCGCUGCCCCGUGCUGCUUGUCUGCCUGCCUCGUCGUCGUCGUUGGCCACCACGAUAUCGCCAGGCGACGGGUCGCCCGUGCGUGACGAGCAGAUGGGGGCUCGUCGCCGUCGGACUCUGAACGGUCAGCCAUCAGGUCCCAGACCUCACGCCAGCACGCAGAGGGGUCGCCGCCAUUCGCUGGGUCAGGCGGCAGACCGAAGUACGGCACACCGUCUGCGCUGUACUCCAUCUCGUCCUCCGCUCUACGUCGGCCUGCCUCUCUGUCGUCGUCGUCGUCGUCCUUGUCGCCGGGUGACCGAGUGA